Messenger RNA from Phycodurus eques (leafy seadragon), 3100 nucleotides. RefSeq names its product GID complex subunit 4 homolog (gene gid4). NCBI's taxonomy places the organism in Eukaryota, Metazoa, Chordata, Actinopteri, Syngnathiformes, Syngnathidae. Gene Ontology annotation, biological process: negative regulation of gluconeogenesis; proteasome-mediated ubiquitin-dependent protein catabolic process; protein catabolic process in the vacuole. The record is from RefSeq and is a predicted model, not a curated record. Gene Ontology annotation, molecular function: protein binding. The transcript has 10 exons. Gene Ontology annotation, cellular component: extrinsic component of membrane; GID complex.
AUUGCUCUUCGACCAAUGAGAUUUCGGCAACCUGACCUCUCCGGUCAGUUUCCUGCCGAGGUCGCCAGCCGAAAGAAAUUGUUCCAACUUUUCCAUCUCGGGGCCUUCGUUUUGUCCAGUGCCGGCGAGCCCUCCUCUCCCUCGGCGAAGUUCAUGACGGUAGCCGACGGUGACACGUUAGCGCCGCUCGUCAUGCCCGUCCCAGCCGAGCGCCGCCAGAGCUCCGCCGCGGCCUGCGCGUCCCCGGGCUCGCUUACUCCGCCCGCCCCGAUCAACGGGCAGCAGCCCGGCGUGGCCACGUCGCUGCUGUACAGCGGCUCCCAGUUUCGGGGCCACCAGAAGAGCAAAGGCAACGCCUACGACGUGGAUGUUGUUCUGCAGCACGUGACUCCGGAGGACUCGUAUUUGUGCGGAUAUCUGAAGAUCAGCGGCCUGACUGAGGAGUAUCCGACGCUCACCACAUUUUUUGCGGGUGAAAUCAUAAGUCGAAAGAGGCCUUUUUUAACGAGGAAGUGGGACGCUGACGAGGACGUGGACAGGAAGCACUGGAGCAAAUUUCAGCCGUUUUAUAAAGUUGCCAAAAGCUUCAACUCGGACGACUUUGACUAUGAGGCGCUGGAAAACAGCGAUUACGUUUUCAUGAGAUGGAAGGAGCAGUUCCUUGUUCCCGAUCACACCAUCAAGGACAUCAGCGGGGCGUCGUUUGCAGGCUUUUACUACAUCUGCUUCCAGAAGUCCACGGCCACUAUUGAGGGUUACUACUACCACAGGAGCUCGGAAUGGUAUCAGUCACUCAACCUGAGCCAUGUCCGAGAGCACAGUAUGUCCAUUUAUGAAUUCCGCUGAACAAGAUGCCGCGCAGGUGGUGGCAACGUGACCCAGCCCUUUAGCACAGAGACUUACAGGUGCGUGGCCCCCUACGAGACCAAGGACACCAAGAACAAGCCGUUCAAAGUAGCGCUGGAUGAAAAAGUCGACGUGCUCAUCAAGGACAAAGCGGGCUGGUGGCUUGUGGAGAAUGAAGACAAGUGCUUGGCCUGGUUUCCGGCACCGUACCUGGAGAGAACGGACGAUGAACCGGAAGAGGACAAUAUUGAUGGACUUCCCGAAAGAGGAUUGUUUUACACCGUGACCAGGAGCUACAAAGCCACCAACGGUGACGAAAUAACAGUGACCAUCGGCGCCUCAGUGGAGGUGCUGCAGAAGUCGGAAAACGGCUGGUGGCUCAUCAGACACAAAGGCAAGGCCGGCUACAUCCCCAGCAUGUACCUGAAGCCCCCGAGCCACGGCCGCAUGGCAGGUGGCCACCACGAGCGCAGCAGCCCCAUCCUCCUCUCCCCUUCCAACCCGCCAGUGCAGUCACAGUUGAUGAGCCACUCUCAAGAAAACCUGCAAAAACCGAACCCCGCCAGGCCCGUCUCACCCAAUCUCCUUCGGCCCCAAAGCAAGCAAUUGUCUAAAUCCGUUGAGGUCCUGAGCCCACCUGCGUCGGCCACCGCCUCGCUUCCCAAGCAGAGACCUGUCCCACCUCCCAAUCCAGGACGCGCCCCGUCUCCCAAUCCAGGACGCGCCCCGUCUCCCAAUCCAGGACGCGCCCCGUCUCCCAAUACAGGAGGCAUCCCAUCUUCUAAUACAAGACACGCCUCACCUCCCAACGCAAGCUACGUCCCUACGCCCAUCAUCAUGGUGGAGAACGACGCGGAUAACGAUCUUCCGAUUAGCCUGACCGGGGACAGCGAGGGAGAGUUCACAAGUGACAGCGAAUUCAGCAGUGACGAAUUCAGCUCGCCCUCGACCAGCACGACCACGACCCUGAGCAUGAGCUACGACGACUACCGCCUGCGCCACAGCCGCACUCCUCCGCCGCCGGCUAGGCAGAACCUGAAUCCGGAAAGCGCCACGGGGGGCAAAAUGACGCCCGCCGUAUCCGACCCGAACAUCUUCAAGAGCGUCUCAGCGCCCAAGAUGCCGCCCAGGCCGGAGCCCAAAGAGAUCCUCAGCCGAUGCACCACCAUCACUCGCAAGAACGCAAACAGAUCUCAGAGCCCGACGCCCAUACAGAGUCAUUAGAAGUCGCCGAAGUCGGACAAUUCAGAUCAGUCGAUUACAAUGCAGCAGAAUGAGUUCAGCUGGACCUAGACUUCUCAAACAAACUUGUUUGAAUGUAUUUACGGUUCUAUACUAGAAAGAUUGCUAGCACCUUUGCAGCUAGAAACGCGUCACUCAACUCUUUCCAGUCUCUUCAGAGUAUAUUUUCCAUACUGGAAAACCUUUGUUGUUUUUACAUGUACCCAAAGAUAUUUGUUUGUGUGUCAAGAAUGCUAGAAUUGGAAAUAGCCUCUGGGUGUGUUGUGGAUUGUUUGCUUUGGACCGAAUAAAAGCAUGCCGAUCAAUUGUGCAGUGGUGCAACGUGGCUUAAACAAAGACAGCAAUGACAAAGCACAGGGAGUAACGCUCCUUCCAACAAUUUCUUCAUUUCAGUUCUCCACGGUGAAAGUUUUAAGUCAUUUCAGUGCGAACCGGCCUCACGCAGAAGUACAGCUGCAGUGCAUUCAGAACGCUGCAGCUCGGUUUCUGACCAGAACGAAGAGGUCCGAACAAGUCUUUACACUGUCCCUGGUCAGCCUUAGAAUAGAUUUUAAAGUUCUGCUACCGAUCUAUAAAUCACUAAAUGGUUUAGGUUCUGAAUUCAUGAAGGAAAUGCUAAUGGGAUAUAAACCGAGUAGGGCUCUGAGAUCGACAGACCCAGGUCAAAUAGUGGAGCACAGAGUCCAAAGCGAACGUGGUGAAGCAGCAUUUGGCUAUUAUGCUGCACAAAAAUGGAAUAAGUUGCCAACAGACGUGACGUCGGCCCCGAGUGUGAAUGUUUUUAAGUCCAGCUUAAAAACUCUUAUUCUCAUGCUUUUUAGAGCAUUUCCACUUUAAAUAGGUCUUGCAACUGUACGCUGUUUUACUUGUACUUUUAUUUUCCUCUUUGUUUUAAAUGUUCAUAAGCUGUUUUCUUUCCCUUUAUUUUUAAAUGCUUUUAAUCAUGUAAAGCACAUUGAGUUACCUUGUGUAUGAAAUGCGCUGUAUAAAUAAAGUUGCUGUGCUUUGCUUA